GGCUGGGACAGCCAAGCCGCUACCCGGGCAGGAUCCUCGAUGGCGCCGCCCCCGGCCCCACUGCUGGUUCCGAUGCCUGGGGAGAUCUGGCCUGGUUUCAGGAAGCCUGAGCUUGUGAGCUUCGCGGACGUGGCCGUGUACUUCUCCCCGCAGGAGUGGGGGUGUCUGCGGCCCGCGCAGAGAGCCCUGUACCGGGAGGUGAUGCGCGAGACCUACAGCCUCCUGGGCGCGCUCGGGUUCCCGGGCCCCAAACCAGCCCUCAUCUCUUGGAUGGAACAGGAGAGUGAGGCUUGGAGCCCCGCCGCCCAGGAUCCUGAGGAGGGGGAGAGCCUGGGAGGAGCUCCGAGAGCUGCCCCUGGAGUCAGAGGCCUGAGAUUCCCCGGUGCUGAAGUCGCAAUGGUUGUGAGCUGCCCCAUGUGGGUUUGGGGAAGUGAACUCGGGUCCUUUGGAAGGAUGGCAGGAGACACUCCAAAUGAGUCAGAGAGGGGCUGUAAGGAAGGAGGUGAGGGGCCAGCGGAGAGUUCAGCUCGGUUGCAGCCUAAAGAGGUGGUUGAACAUAAGACUUAUUCCAUGGCUACCAAGUCCUCUGCAGGGGCCCAGCCACCUACCAGAGCUGCCCCAGACCAGACAGCAGCUGUGCAGCUUCCUGUCCAGGUACCGAACACCGAUGCUCAGGCCAGCCAGCGACGACAUGUGUGUGUGGACUGUGGACGCCGGUUUACCUACCCAUCUUUGCUGGUCAGCCACCGGCGCAUGCACUCUGGUGAGCGACCCUUCCCCUGCCCAGAGUGUGGUGUACGCUUCAAGAGGAAGUUUGCAGUGAAAGCACACCAGUGGAUCCACCGCUCCUGCUCAGGGGGUCGCCGUGGCCGAAGGCCUGGGAUCCGAGCUGUGCCUGGAGCCCCAGUCCGAGGUGACCGGGAUCCUCCGGUGCUCUUUCGGCACUAUCCAGACAUCUUUGAAGAGUGUGGGUGAGCUGAACAGCAGCCUCCGUCUGGAGGUCUGGAGCCUGGAGCAGAGCAUGGACUUGGCACUAAGAGACAACUGAGUCAAGACCUCUUAAGGAUCUCUUGUAAACUUGUAAAAAGAAACGUGCCUGUAAAGAUUCAUACAGAUUAAACCUGACACCUGCUCCCCUC
This is a messenger RNA of Apodemus sylvaticus (European woodmouse), 1139 nucleotides long. RefSeq names its product zinc finger protein 688-like. The transcript has 4 exons. The record is from RefSeq and is a predicted model, not a curated record. Bases 40 to 975 code for a protein of 311 amino acids. Gene Ontology annotation, molecular function: DNA-binding transcription factor activity, RNA polymerase II-specific; sequence-specific DNA binding. NCBI's taxonomy places the organism in Eukaryota, Metazoa, Chordata, Mammalia, Rodentia, Muridae. Gene Ontology annotation, biological process: regulation of transcription by RNA polymerase II. Gene Ontology annotation, cellular component: nucleus.